UUGAGUCUCAGUGUAAGCUCAAAGACUCAGAGAUUCUGUUUCUAAGAGAGAAGCUUGAGGAAACUACAAAACAGAACAAGUUAACAGAGAAGAGACUUAACCAAAGCGGACAGCUUUGCAACCCUUUAGACAAUCUUCACCUAUCAGCUCUGAAUCCAACAGAUGAAACUCGCGGGAUGGGAUCUUUCAAUGGCUGCUAACUCGAUCCAGCCCGGUGUGGUUUAUUACAAGCAGGAUCACAAGUGUUUCGCUUUCGAACACUUUGUCUCCAACGUAAUGUUCGAAGCUUUCCAUCUACCACACUUCUCAACCGAUUCAAGAAGCUUCAAGAAACAGAGCAAAACAGAGAGGGAAACGUUCUUUGAGAGGUUAACAGAGCUCAAGUCGAUGAAAGCUAGAGAUUACUUAAACGCACGGCCAAAAUCAAGAUUCGCUAGGUUCUGCAGAGCCAAGUUCUUGCAGGUUAUACAUCCGAAGAUGGGGGAAGCUUUCUUCGGACACACGCAUUUGAGAAACCAGGUCUCUGCUGGUGUGUUCCCGGAGACGAGCCUGUGCUCUGGGUUUCUUGAAAUGGCGAAAAGGGUUUGGCGUCUGCAUUGCUUGGCUUUAUCUUUUGAGCACGAAGCUGAGAUCUUUCGAGUGCAGAAAGGUUGUAGAUUCUCUGAAGUGUACAUGAAGAGCGUUCACGGUGGUUCCGGGGUUUCGGUCGGGAACAGUUUGGUACAGUGCGAGGUUUAUCUCUCGGGUUCGUGA
Messenger RNA from Brassica oleracea var. oleracea, 753 nucleotides. RefSeq lists its product as uncharacterized. NCBI's taxonomy places the organism in Eukaryota, Viridiplantae, Streptophyta, Magnoliopsida, Brassicales, Brassicaceae. Gene Ontology annotation, biological process: response to red or far red light; negative gravitropism. The record is from RefSeq and is a predicted model, not a curated record. The transcript has a single exon. Bases 163 to 753 code for a protein of 196 amino acids.